Knipowitschia caucasica is the source of this 873-nucleotide messenger RNA. Lineage: Eukaryota; Metazoa; Chordata; Actinopteri; Gobiiformes; Gobiidae. The record is from the annotation of a GenBank genome assembly.
AUGGCCCUUCUCCUCUUCUGUCUGACUCUGCUGCCACUGCUCGUGUCUCCAAAGAUCCUGACGGUGGAGCCAGACUCAGACCAGUUCUUCAGUUCUUCAACAAUCAGUCUGAAGUGUGAGGCUCAGUGGACUGUGAAGAGAGGGUCUGGGUCUAAGGUCGAGUCCUGUGGCUUUACCAAAGACUUUGGUAACUUUGACAUAACAACUUCCACCUGCCUCCUGAAUACCCUCCUCCCCUCAGACUCUGGUGUGUACUGGUGUGAGUCUGCAGAAGGAACUAGAAGCCCAGAGCGCCUCCUGUCUGUCACAGGUAAAAACCUGAUCCUGGACCUUCCUGGACCGUCUGUAGAAGAGGGAUCCAGCAUCACUCUGAGCUGUAGGACCAAGCCUGGGACCGAGUCUGGCUCUGGUCCGGUCCUGCUGAAGGAUGGCCUCGUCGUACAGAACAGCUCUGAGUGGACUUUCACUGUGGAGAAGAAAGAUGAAGGAGAAUACAGCUGCAGAGAUGGAAGUGAAGAGUCUGAGAUGAGAAGGCUCCAGGUCACAGUGCGGCCCACAACCACUCCUACCUCCUCGCCUCCUACCUCCUUGUCUCCUAGCUCUUCUGCUCUGUCUUCUCCAGAACCCAGUGGUGCUCCUACUGGCUUCACCCCAUUUCUGCUGGGUGGUCUGGUCCUGCUGGUUCUGGUCCUGGUCCUCGUCCUAGUCCUGGUUUUGCACAGAAGACGGACUCGAGCAGAUCCAGAAAAAGAUGUGACUUAUGCCGACAUCACAGUGAGAGGGGUAGAAGAGAAUCUCAGUGAGUUCAGCGUCGUCCUCUCCUCCUCCACGGAUCGCUGGGAGUUUCUGAGCCAGAACACCCUGGAGUCCUAG